Cooperia oncophora is the source of this 183-nucleotide messenger RNA. NCBI's taxonomy places the organism in Eukaryota, Metazoa, Nematoda, Chromadorea, Rhabditida, Trichostrongylidae. The record is from the annotation of a GenBank genome assembly.
AUGAAUCGUCAGUACUCCAGGCACUCCUCAUCACCGCUCGCACGCCCCAAGUGUGGAUACACGGGUGGCGAUUGUCCAAAACCGUUCUGGGAGGACUACGGUACAUACGUCAUAGUUGCAGCAUCGCUAGUUGGAGUACUGUUGGUUGCUGCCGCAAUUUUCUUUGCGUAUCUCAUGAGGUAA